Molecule: messenger RNA, 678 nt
Organism: Orussus abietinus
Lineage: Eukaryota; Metazoa; Arthropoda; Insecta; Hymenoptera; Orussidae
Product: endocuticle structural glycoprotein SgAbd-1
Exons: 2
Coding region: 250-678 (142 amino acids)
Cellular component (GO): chitin-based extracellular matrix
Molecular function (GO): structural constituent of chitin-based larval cuticle
Source: RefSeq, a predicted model, not a curated record
UCAAGAUUCUCCAUGUCUUUUUUUCCCCCCAGUCUCGAGGAAGAUGAAUCCAGGGGCGAAUCGAUCGGAACGGCCGAAAUUCGGAGCCGAUGGCGGCCAAUCACCGACCGAAGACGACUGUGGUGGUCCUUUCGAAAAAGUACACCGACGUUUUGCAAUCGUCCUGUUUGGAUAGAAAGUUUUUGUAUAAAUAGCUGAGGAUUUGCGAUUUGGGCAGCUCAGUCUUCAAAUAACCUCCCGAGGAUCAACAUGAAGUUCAUCAUCGCAUCCCUCGCCCUUGUGGCCGCGGUUUCGGGCCAGCUCCUGCAGGUGCAGCCCGGCCACGAGACGAAACCGGUGGCGAUCCUUCGCCAGGCCCAGGACAUCGCUCCCGAGGGAACUUAUUCCUUCAGCUACGAGACCGAGAACGGGAUCUUCGCCUCGGAGAGCGGCGAGCCCCAGCCCGUGGGUCCCGAUGGAACCCCGGCCGUCGUCGCCAGGGGACAGUUCCAUUACACGUCUCCCGAUGGAACGCCCAUCGCCGUGUCCUACACCGCCGACGAGAACGGCUUCCAUCCCGAGGGAGAGCACCUCCCCGUGGCUCCUCCCAUCCCCGAGGACAUCCAGAGGUCUCUGGUCUUCAACGCUGCUCAUCCCGAACCCGAGGAGACGCAGCCCAAAUACGGCCGCACCUUCUAG